AUGGGUGAAUAUAAUGAUCAAAUUGAUGAUACUAUUAAGUCUUUUCAUGACCUUAGUAUUUCUGAUAAAUACUCUUUUAAUUCUUCACUAGUAAAGAUCGUCGACGUUACUGUCCACACAAUUCGGCAAGUUUGGGUAAUCCUUCGAAACUCACUUCCUUAUGAACUCGAUAAUUACUUAUCUAACGAUUACAAGUUCCCUCAAUUCGACUGUAUGAACCAAUAUGUCAAUUAUUCUUCAAUAGCAUAUGUGUCAAUAUAUUCCGCUGGAGCUAUCAUUUGUCAAGUUACUAAACCUGACCCUAAACCGCCGAGCCCUAAGUUAAUCCCGUUCAAUCGAUCUUCCAAGUCAAAAUCUAAGAACGAACAGCCAUGUGUAGUCAUUAUCGCAAUAUCUGUUUUAAAAAAUCACACAGGACUAGGGUUGUCUCUUAAACUCUAUGACCACACUAUCAACAAGCUGAAGUCUGAUGGCAUUAAGGUCGUUUACGCUCUCGUCGACGAGAACUCUGAGUGCACAGUCGACUUUUACAGUAGACGAGGGUUUCACAAGUCUAACACCAAGUUUAACCUACUCACUUCUAACUUGAAAGUUGAAUGCUCCAGGUCUCCCGUUCCUCCGUCGUUUGUUAUAAUGGAAAUGGCUCUUGGCUCUGAGCUUACCAAGUAA
Theileria orientalis strain Shintoku is the source of this 669-nucleotide messenger RNA. RefSeq lists its product as uncharacterized. The record is from RefSeq and is a predicted model, not a curated record. Bases 1 to 669 code for a protein of 222 amino acids. The transcript has 3 exons. Lineage: Eukaryota; Apicomplexa; Aconoidasida; Piroplasmida; Theileriidae. Gene Ontology annotation, molecular function: acyltransferase activity, transferring groups other than amino-acyl groups.